CUGCCCGGGGGGACUGGCCCCCGUAUAAGAAGCCCUGAGUGCCUCUUCUCUCUCAUAGCAAGCGUAGAGACAGACUCAUCUCCCUGAGACUACAGGGCUGCGCCACACUCACGCACCACCACAGAAGCUGAUUGACAGAGGCAACCUUCCCGGAGGUGUUUGUUAAGUCGCCUACCUGCACACGAGACGGUCACUCCUCAACAUGAAUUUGGAGGCCCCCAAAGCAGAAAUAAAGUCUGCCACGAGGGUGUCCGGGGGCCCGGCCACGCCACGCAAGGGGCCCCCCAAGUUCAAGCAGAGGCAGACUCGGCAAUUCAAGAGCAAGCCUCCGAAGAAGGGAAUCCAGGGCUUCGGAGAUGACAUCCCCGGCAUGGAGGGAUUGGGCACAGAUAUCACGGUCAUCUGCCCCUGGGAGGCCUUUAACCACCUGGAGCUGAAUGAGCUGGCCAAGUAUGGAAUCAUCUGAGACUCAUUUUACCCCCACUUUCCCUUUUGGAUUCAAGGCUGCUUCCAUGCACUUCCAACCAAUUGCCUAAGCCAACCCCAUUUCCAUAUAAUGGAAUGAUAAAAGAAAACCCAAAUUAUGAACUGCAACAACCACAAAAAAAAAGAAGAAAAGAAAGAAAAGAAGAAAAAAGUCUGUCUCUUUCCGGUUCCGAUCUUUUGAUUCUGAAGCUAGGGUUAACGGUCAUGCUCAUGUAGAAUAUGUUCCUUUCAUUCACUGUGUUUAAGUCAACGCUAUAUUGCUGUGAUUGUACAACCAUGUGCACCUUUUCUUUAACUCCGUUCCAUACUCUACUUUUCCUCUUCUCUGUGUUUUCAAAGUAACUGCUCCCGGACACAUAAUGUGAAACUCACACAACCAAGGUAGCCUCACUUUGAGUAAAACUAACGAACCCAGCUGGGUUCCCGUUUCCUGAGGUUCGUACCAUCCAUGCCGACAACAUCUCUAAUAUAGAAGCUUUUCUAGAGAUUGGAAGCACUGUUGACUGUCAAAGAGUGCAAUCUGUUCAUUAACCCAUGCUCAUUGCAUUUGUUGUCUUUUACUCUUCAUGUAAACCCUGCAUCUCCUGUUUCAAGCCUCCAUUCACACCAGGGGUCCUUUCCAUAAUGUCCCCAUUAUUUUUCUAUUUUACAAAUUUCCAGUGAUUUGAAAGUUAUUCAGUUUCUCAUGUAAACAUGUGUGGAAAUGUAUAUUUAUGUUUGUCUAUUUUCUAUCUCAUCCAUCCACAUUUUGCUAUGUAUAUCCAUGACAGUGUUGUGUGAUAUUUGUAGCUAUUUCUCAGCUAUGAUCUCAUGCUCUGACAUACCAAGCCCACAUGUUAUUGGUUUACCCUUGGGGGGUAAAACAGGUUUUCUAUUCACCUAGAAAAUCUAAAUGAUCUCAAUAUUCAUUGCAAUCAUUGAGAACUACAUACCACUCUGUACAAUUUGAAAUUCAACUUUGUGCCCAAAAUGCUUCCUCCAUAUUGGUCAACCAUGAAUACGAUGGAUGGAACUAUAUUAUUCAAUUUAAAUGUCAAAUUGUUUUUGAUUCAAUAUUUGAUCCUUUACUAACUUGUGUAUUCUUUUGAUAUGAACAUGCAUGCGUUCCUCUUGUGAAUGGAUUGCAGCAGUGAAGUAGAGAGCAAGAUGAUGGUUUUAAUCCAAGUUUAAUUAAUGUGAUAUUGAGCUCUUUUCUCUGCAGGACGAACAAAUAAAGCUUUAAAAAUAAAA
Messenger RNA from Gadus morhua (Atlantic cod), 1716 nucleotides. It is a transcript of the gene pde6gb, whose product is annotated as phosphodiesterase 6G, cGMP-specific, rod, gamma, paralog b. The record is from RefSeq and is a predicted model, not a curated record. NCBI's taxonomy places the organism in Eukaryota, Metazoa, Chordata, Actinopteri, Gadiformes, Gadidae. Gene Ontology annotation, molecular function: cGMP binding; 3',5'-cyclic-nucleotide phosphodiesterase activity. The transcript has 4 exons. Gene Ontology annotation, cellular component: photoreceptor outer segment membrane. The coding region runs from base 203 to 466 and encodes 87 amino acids. Gene Ontology annotation, biological process: positive regulation of G protein-coupled receptor signaling pathway; visual perception; positive regulation of epidermal growth factor receptor signaling pathway.